This is a messenger RNA of Gadus macrocephalus (Pacific cod), 2245 nucleotides long. It is a transcript of the gene tlcd1, whose product is annotated as TLC domain containing 1. The record is from RefSeq and is a predicted model, not a curated record. NCBI's taxonomy places the organism in Eukaryota, Metazoa, Chordata, Actinopteri, Gadiformes, Gadidae. The coding region runs from base 534 to 1304 and encodes 256 amino acids. The transcript has 4 exons. Gene Ontology annotation, biological process: phospholipid homeostasis; membrane assembly; regulation of membrane lipid distribution. Gene Ontology annotation, cellular component: plasma membrane.
AACGCCCACUAGUCUCUCUCUCUGUCUCCACCGCUCCCCUUCCACUCUGUCACUCAGGCUAGGGGGGCCAGCUACCACACAGCACAGGGAGAGAAGGAAACACUAAAAAGAGCCACAUGUUGGAGCCACAAGCCUCUUCCCCCAGCCCCAGCCUGCCCCAGCCUGCCUUCAGCCUCAGCAAGCUGACCACGUCAGGAGCUGCUAUACCGCCCUGUGGAGGAGCGUGAAGACAACCACGGGACUUUCGUGUUGUUGUGAAAGGCAACCGGUGACGGUGAGGCCACAAGGGAGAAACUUCACUUCACUCCUCUGUUCCCCAGACCGCCGGAAAGCCCAGCAAGAGGCCCCGCCCCGCCCAUCCGACCGCGUCUGACGACAGGCCGCCGUGGAGAGAGAGAGACGCCUCUGGACACAGACACUAGCGUGACAUCGUCGAGAGCGGCAGAGCAGCAGAGAGGAAGAAGGAGGACGCCGCAGAGAAGAGGAAGGAGAAGUUAAAAACCAAGAGAAGGAGCAGGGGGCUGGCCGAGAGGAUGGAGGUGCUGCUGAACCACCCUUGUGCGGUGGUGCUGGUGUGCGCCCUGCUGUUCAGGGUGGCGCACUGCCUGCUGCAGAACCUGCCGGUGCCCAAGGUGGUGCGCGGGGAAGAGUUCCGCGCCUGGAAGUGGAAGAACCUGUCGGUGUCCCUGGUGCACUCCCUGCUCACUGGUGCCUGGGCCCUGAGCUGUGUGCUGAUAUAUCCAGAGACGGUGCACAACCUGCACUCCUACUUCGUCCCGGUGUCGUACCUACUCGUAUGUGUCUCAACAGGGUACUUUGUACAGGAUGCAGGUGACAUCAUUCUUACCGGUCAUGCUAGAGGAUCAUGGGAGUUCCUAGUUCAUCACACACUGGUCAUCUGGUGUUUCGGGUACGCCCUCUUCACCAAGCUCUACGUGUCGGGCGCGGUGGUGGCGCUCUUCGUGGAGGUCAACAGCGUCACCCUACACUUGAGGCUGAUGCUGAAGCUAGCCGAACAGAUGUCCUCGCCGGCCUUCCAGGUCAACAAAAUGCUCAACCUCUUCACCUACGUGUUCUUCCGGCUGAGCGCCCAGGGCUACCUGACCUGGUACAUCGUGUACAACUACUCGUGGUUGGACCACGCCAGCUUCUUCCUGGCCGCCAUGGUGUUGAUGAACGGCAUGAUCCUGGUCUACUUUUACCGGCUGCUGCGCGCCGACUUUUGCCCCCGCCCCAAACGCACGGGCACGCAAAACGGGACGCACAAAUCCGCCCCAAUGACUCAGAAGUUCCUCACCGACUAAUCGGGCCAGGGAGGGGGAUGUUGUCCUGCUGUAUUUCUGUGAGGGGGGAUGGGCGGGAGGGGGGUUUUCGAGCUUACCGUUUGUGACACCUAACCAAAAUGGUGCCCACAAAUACUUGGGAGGAGGGGGAGGGGUACUCCGGCUAGGACAACAGCUAACUGGAAACCAAGUAGGGGGGUGGGGGGGGCUGCGAUCUUGUGCCUUCUCUCUGUAUGAGGCCCACUGUGUGGCUGAGGAGGUUACGAUACAGAGACACUAUUUCACCGCUAUAGCCUCGAAAGUGACCUACGGGGCUCCCUGCCUGGAGACAGACACAUGGCCAUUUGCGGAUCACAUUCAAAUUUUAAACAGAACAUGGACAUUAAAUGUAGCCCCAGCUGCAAUCUUAAUCGUCCAAAUUGAAAUAGUCGAGAAGGUGUGGGUAACGGCACGAAAGAGUACAAUCAGUGUUUUGAUAUUUCGAAACAAAUCUGAACCAAGACCUCAUGUGGAUAAGUUGAAAAGUUGAAUUGUGGAAUGAAGCAUUCACCAUUAUACUCAACUAUGACACUGCUGGUUACGUGUAAAGAAAAGGAAUAGAGCCUCAUGAGAGGCUUGCUCAAAUAUGAAAACUUUGUUUAAAUUUUACAAUAAGCCGAAGGAUACUUCUUUUCAUGAUUUAAAAGCUCUGACACAUUAAAGUGUUUAUUCAAAAGGACCUUGUUAUAUAAAUAUGAAUUUAUUUUAAAAUCUAUUCUAAUACUUUGAAUAUCAUUAAAUGCAUAAACAGUUAACCGGUAGCCAAUUAAUUGAUGUGUGUCGAUAUGAAAUUGCUGAAAAUAAGCAAAACAUCUGUUGAUUUUCAUGCUAGUGCUGACGAUGACCAUGUUAUUUAAUUUCCUGAAGUCGAAGAGAACACUACUUUGGUUGACUAAAUGCUAAAUAAAUAGCUUAUUUCAUUA